Molecule: messenger RNA, 2367 nt
Organism: Dendroctonus ponderosae (mountain pine beetle)
Lineage: Eukaryota; Metazoa; Arthropoda; Insecta; Coleoptera; Curculionidae
Exons: 6
Coding region: 301-2208 (635 amino acids)
Molecular function (GO): protein binding
Source: RefSeq, a predicted model, not a curated record
GCAAAUGCCGGCAAACAGUAGUAAACAGUACGCGGUACGAUGGUGACAUGGACGUAUGGUACUGAUGGUACUGAUGGUACUAUUAUUCUUUUGGUGCGAUCCUUUACUACGAGUAUAGGGCAGUGACAUCGCUAGUUUAAAUGCCUUUAGUACUACUCGCGUUAACCCGCGCUGUGUAAACUGGAUUUUGAAUUGUUUUUAUUUUUACGCGCUUGGAAAAUAAUCACCGGAUUUAUUGAGUGAUUAGCACCAGAACGAUAGUCGGAAACAUGCGAUAUUGUCUUCUAUAAAAUCAAAAAUAUGAGGUGGUUUCGCAAACAAGAUCAAUCCCCUCGCCUGCUCAGUUUAUCACCAUUGAGAACCUCAGACUCGCCAGAUGCUUUCGUGUUCAAUAGCAGGCCUGAAAAGGUGGAAAAUGUCCCUCUGGAUAUGGAAAUCAUUUCUUCGUCUAAACAAUCUCCUAGACACCGGUCAAGAAUUGACAUGACGCCAUCAUCCUGGGCUAGAAGACAUUACAACAAAAGCGAUACGAAUUUUUACAGUGUAGAAGAUAGUGUAGUGAUUUUGGAAAAGUCUGAAAAACGAAGACAUAAAAGUCAACCGCGAUUCAGUAGUUCUAGUUGUGCGUUUAACUGCAACCCUGAGAAGAGAAAUCCUUUGCUUGAUAGAGUUAAACACACCAGACUGUCGUGUUUUCGCUCAAAUUCAAACGCAUCUACUGUAAAUAAUGACGGUUUCUCAUUGGAAACUGCCUCCGCAAGUACGAUAAUUGACCCAUCGUGCUCCAAAGAUGUAAAAUCUAGCCUUAGUGAAAAUAUUGAUAAUAGCAACAAUAAUAGUGAUAAUGCCCCUUGUGAUAGUGCCCCUAGAUCUUCAUGUUUUACGGCCAAACUUCGCGCAAUGUCAGAAAAGUACUUGCAGAACUCAAAAAGUCGUCUGUUUACUAAAUUGUACAAAAACGCCGAUGCCGAUGGGCAAAAUGCGAGGAAAAAAAUAGUGAAAAAGCGCAGCUUUUCGUAUGGCGCCCUACCGGAUCUGGAAACUUUUAGACAAACUAACACGUUAAUCUACCAUGACGUCAAUACAAAUGAUGAAGAAGAUCACUUACUGUUAGGCGAUAAUGAGGAUUCCGACAGUGGGAUUUUAGUCAAUGAUUCAUUCGCGUCCAAUUUCGAGGGAUCGUUUACCUCGCAAUCUCCAUUGCAUAUUACAGAAAUUAAAGACAUCGAUAUUGAUGGGGCCAUAUCCAAUUCAACCAAUGAAGGAUUAAGCCGAAGUUAUUCCACCGGUUUACAAAGAAAAAUUAAUUCCACUGACAGCAUUUUUUCGGCGAACUACAGCAAAAAUGUUGCAAUCGUUAAAUUCAACAAGAAAUAUCCUGAUGAAGAGCUAGGAAUCUUCAUAACGAGAAGCAAACAGAUCUCCCAAGGCUACUUGGUUGGCAAAAUCGUACAUCAGAGUUUGGCUUCAAGGGAGGCGACACUACAAGAAGGAGAUGAGAUCCUGAGCGUGAAUGGAACUGCGCUUUCUGGAUUGACGAUCACUGAAGCGAAGCAAAUAUUGAACACCAACGAUCAGAUUAUUGAAAUGGUUAUCAUUCGGUGCAUGAAGGAAACAUCGGUGGACUUCGAAUUCAACAGACAUUCCGUAGCUGGGCAUCCGGCGGCCAGUCCAAGCCCUUUAAAUAAGCGUCAUUUUCAAAAAAACUCGAUUCAUGGAAGCUAUACGAGAAUGCUGAGGAAAAGCUCAUCGUCCUCGAAAAAUGAUAGUUCGUCUCCGCCUCCCAGUCCCCAGUCCUCAGAGCCAGUGUUUUCUGAGUCAACUUCAGCUUCGAAUUUUUGCACUUUGCCACGAAGGCCCGCGUCCAGUGUCUGCACAUUUCAUACAGUUACACUUGAAAAAGGGGUUGGAAAAAAAUCGCUUGGAUUCACUAUUGUAGGCGGACGAGACUCUCCAAAAGGCGCAUUAGGCAUUUUCAUCAAAACUAUCAUGGUCAAUGGACAAGCCGCAGAAGACGGCCGAUUAAGAGCGGGGGAUGAAAUUUUGGCAGUAAAUGGUCAAGUUUGCCACGACAUUUCACACGCUGAUGCAGUUUUGCUGUUUAAAAGCGUGAAAAGCGGACCAAUCACCCUGCACAUUUGUCGUCGAAAAAAGAGCAAAAACUCGUGCAAAGCCAAAUCCUGCAGCAACAUUCCCAAACCGAGUUAGUUAGAAAUCAGUGUUUUUUUCAUUUAGAAUAUUCUUACGUGACUUACAUGUAAACUGCCAAAAAAUAUUGUACGCAUAUUUGGAACUGAAUAUCAUUUAAGAUGUCUUAGCAUGUAAAUAGAUGUAUUAUAUAUUAGUGGUAUUAUAUUGUGUAUUCCA